AUGUCAGGCUUCGACGACCCCGGCAUUUUCUACAGUGACAGCUUCGGGGGCGACAACGCGGCCGAUGAGGGACAGGCCCGCAAAUCGCAGCUGCAGAGGCGCUUCAAGGAGUUCCUCCGACAGUACCGGGUGGGGACCGACCGCACCGGCUUCACUUUCAAGUACAGGGAUGAACUCAAGCGGCAUUAUAACCUGGGGGAGUACUGGAUCGAGGUGGAGAUGGAGGACCUGGCCAGCUUCGACGAGGAGCUGGCUGACUACCUGUACAAGCAGCCAGCCGAGCACUUGCAGCUGCUGGAGGAAGCUGCCAAGGAGGUGGCUGACGAGGUGACCCGGCCGCGGCCUGCUGGUGACGAGGUACUCCAGGACGUCCAGGUCAUGCUCAAGUCGGACGCCAGUCCGUCCAGCAUCCGUAGCCUGAAGUCGGACACGAUGUCACACCUGGUGAAGAUCCCGGGCAUCGUGAUUGCAGCCUCAGGGGUCCGCGCCAAGGCCACCCGCAUCUCCAUCCAGUGUCGUAGCUGCCACAGCACGCUCACCAACAUCGCCAUGCGCCCCGGCCUGGAGGGCUAUGCCCUGCCCCGGAAGUGCAACACGGAUCAGGCUGGGCGCCCCAAGUGUCCACUGGACCCGUACUUCAUCAUGCCAGACAAGUGCAAGUGCGUGGACUUCCAGACCCUGAAGCUGCAGGAGCUGCCAGACGCUGUGCCGCAUGGGGAGAUGCCCCGGCAUAUGCAGCUCUACUGUGACCGGUACCUGUGUGACAAGGUCGUCCCUGGGAACAGGGUCACCAUCAUGGGCAUCUACUCCAUCAAGAAGUUUGGCCUGACCUCCAACAGGGGCCGCGACAGAGUGGGUGUGGGCAUCCGGAGCGCCUACAUCCGGGUCCUGGGCAUCCAGGUGGACACAGAUGGCUCCGGCCGCACCUUUGCCGGCGCCGUGACCCCGCAGGAGGAGGAGGAGUUCCGACGGCUGGCUGCCCUCCCCAACGUCUAUGAGCUCAUCUCCAAGAGCAUCGCCCCCUCCAUCUUUGGGGGCACUGACAUGAAGAAGGCCAUCGCCUGCCUGCUCUUCGGGGGCUCCCGAAAGAGGCUGCCAGACGGCCUCACUCGCCGAGGAGACAUCAACCUAUUAAUGCUGGGGGACCCGGGGACGGCCAAGUCCCAGCUGCUGAAGUUCGUGGAGAAGUGCUCCCCCAUCGGGGUGUACACGUCUGGGAAGGGCAGCAGCGCAGCCGGCCUGACAGCCUCGGUGAUGAGGGACCCCUCGUCCCGGAACUUCAUCAUGGAGGGCGGAGCCAUGGUCCUGGCCGACGGAGGGGUCGUCUGUAUUGAUGAGUUUGACAAGAUGCGAGAGGAUGACCGUGUGGCAAUCCACGAAGCCAUGGAGCAGCAGACCAUCUCUAUCGCCAAGGCUGGCAUCACCACCACCCUCAACUCCCGCUGCUCCGUCCUGGCUGCUGCCAACUCGGUGUUCGGCCGCUGGGAUGAAACAAAGGGGGAGGACAACAUCGACUUCAUGCCCACCAUCCUGUCCCGCUUCGACAUGAUCUUCAUCGUCAAGGACGAGCACAACGAGGAGAGGGAUGUGAUGCUGGCUAAACACGUCAUCACGCUGCAUGUGAGCGCACUGACGCAGGCCCAGGCCGUGGAGGGCGAGAUCGACCUGGCCAAGCUGAAGAAGUUCAUCGCCUACUGCCGCACGAAGUGUGGCCCCCGGCUGUCAGCAGAGGCCGCAGAGAAGCUGAAGAACCGGUAUAUCAUCAUGCGGAGCGGGGCCCGUCAGCACGAGCGGGACAGUGACCGGCGCUCCAGCAUCCCCAUCACCGUCCGGCAGCUGGAGGCCAUCGUGCGCAUCGCUGAGGCCCUCAGCAAGAUGAAGCUGCAGCCCUUCGCCACGGAGGCAGACGUGGAGGAGGCGCUGAGGCUCUUCCAGGUGUCCACGCUGGACGCCGCCUUGUCCGGCACCCUGUCAGGGGUGGAAGGCUUCACCAGCCAGGAGGACCAGGAGCUGCUGAGCCGCAUUGAGAAGCAGCUCAAGCGCCGCUUCGCCAUCGGCUCCCAGGUGUCUGAGCACAGCAUCAUCCAGGACUUCACCAAGCAGAAAUACCCGGAGCACGCCAUCCACAAGGUCCUGCAGCUCAUGCUGCGGCGGGGCGAGAUCCAACACCGCAUGCAGCGCAAGGUCCUCUAUCGCCUCAAGUGA
Molecule: messenger RNA, 2205 nt
Organism: Rangifer tarandus platyrhynchus (Svalbard reindeer)
Lineage: Eukaryota; Metazoa; Chordata; Mammalia; Artiodactyla; Cervidae
Source: the annotation of a GenBank genome assembly